Molecule: messenger RNA, 1663 nt
Organism: Saccostrea cuccullata (small rock oyster)
Lineage: Eukaryota; Metazoa; Mollusca; Bivalvia; Ostreida; Ostreidae
Product: zinc transporter ZIP11-like
Exons: 9
Coding region: 48-1043 (331 amino acids)
Biological process (GO): zinc ion transmembrane transport
Cellular component (GO): membrane
Molecular function (GO): zinc ion transmembrane transporter activity
Source: RefSeq, a predicted model, not a curated record
UCAGAAGGUAGAAAUAUCCCCACUUCCUGUUGUGACUUUUUUCAACGAUGUUGGCAGGUUACAAUGCGGUUUUUCAAACUUUAUUGGGUACACUCUUCACCUGGGGACUGACAGCAGCAGGGGCUGCUCUAGUAUUUGUAUUUCACAGCAGUCAGAGAAAAGUUCUGGAUGCUAGUCUGGGAUUUGCAGCUGGGGUAAUGACAGCUGCCUCCUACUGGUCUCUACUUAAUCCAGCGAUAGAAAUGGCCGAGCACUCAGGGUUCUACGGAGAUAAAGGGCAGUGGGCGUUUGUCCCUGUUGCUAUUGGUUUCAUACUGGGGGCAGGAUUUGUGUAUGGAGCAGACAUCUUCAUGCCUUACUUAGGAGUUGAUGAUGCAUCAAGUCUUAUGAUGUCACUUGAUUCCAAUAUGAAGGAAGAGAAAGAUGGAAAUAUACAAAUGGAAUCUUCAACCAAUAAUUUUUAUGAUAUAAACAGGCAGCAGUCCCUUAAUCAACCUUUCCAACGUAAGCCAAUGCAGGAACAGAUUAAUAUGGACAGUCCGUACAUGUCUACGCCGCCUCCAUCCAAAUCCCAGGCCAUUAACUGGAAGAGGAUAUUGCUACUUAUCAUAGCCAUUACUAUCCAUAAUAUACCAGAAGGAUUAGCAGUUGGAGUGGGAUUUGGAGCAAUCGGAAAGUCUCCAGCUGCUACUUUUGAAAACGCAAGGAACCUAGCUAUAGGAAUUGGUAUACAGAAUUUUCCAGAAGGUUUAGCUGUUAGUCUUCCACUCAGAGGAGCAGGAAUGUCUAUAUGGAAAAGUUUCUGGUUUGGUCAGUUGAGUGGUAUGGUAGAACCAGUAGCUGGACUACUGGGAGCUAUUGCAGUAGUUAUAGCGGAGCCUAUAUUGCCUUAUGCUUUAGCCUUUGCAGCAGGUGCUAUGAUUUACGUGGUUGUGGAUGACAUCGUUCCUGAAGCACAAACCUGUGGUAAUGGGAAGAUUUCCUCAUGGGGAGCAGUCAUUGGAUUUGUGGUAAUGAUGUCCCUGGACGUGGGUUUAGGAUGACCUUAUAGGGAGCAGUCAUUAUUUGUGGUAAUGAUGUCCCUGGAUGUGGGUUUAGGAUGACCUCAUUGUUAUAAUCUUACUGCCAAUUUGACAGACAAUGAUUAUCAAUUUUGAAUAUAUUUCUGAACCUGAUGAUGUUAAAAUCAGAUAAAUAGCAGACAGUCUUACCACUUAAUGUUUUUGAAAUACGGGUGAUGGUCAUUGAGCAUUUUUUGUUUAAACCAACAGGCCUGGGAAUUGGCCUAUUUUUUAAGUGAAUGGAACCCUCAUACAAACAUACUUAAGGAUUUGCUGGAUGAGGGUCAUUUUCUGAAUUAGCAUAUGGUGUGUUUUUUUUUAUUUGAUUUCUCCAAUGAUCAAUUUUAUUUAAACCAAAGAAAAACCUGAAGGCUCUUUGAAGAAAAUUGUGUUUUCAGAGAUACAUAAAAAUGCCAAGCCUUGUUGUGCAUAUAUUGACACAAUUUCCAACUGGAAUGCAAGAUUUAAAAGAAAUACUGUUACCAUUGAAUUAUAUUGUACAAGAUUUUGAAAUGUGGGUUAAUCAAUCAAUGUUAUGUUAAUGAUAAACUUUAUUUUUAUCAGUAUGUAAAUUUUAUUGUUAAAUAAAUAUUUUUUAUGAA